Nicotiana tabacum (common tobacco) is the source of this 718-nucleotide messenger RNA. Its product is annotated as bet1-like SNARE 1-1. The record is from RefSeq and is a predicted model, not a curated record. NCBI's taxonomy places the organism in Eukaryota, Viridiplantae, Streptophyta, Magnoliopsida, Solanales, Solanaceae.
GGACUUUAAAUCCUUUUGGCUUUCCUAAUCAUUCCCGGUAUAAGCAAAAGAAUUCUAUACAGUAGAGUCAUAUUCACCCCUCAAAAACUACAGUGUCUCCGUUUGGCGAUCAGCUGCAGGUUUCGAAGUUUCACAUCACUCCAACUUCCAAUCUCUGCUAGCCAUGAAUUCUAGAAGGGAACGUAGCAACAGAGCAGCACUAUUUGAUGGAAUUGAGGAAGGUGGUAUAAGGGCUUCGUCGUCAUAUGCUUCACAUGAAAUUGAUGAACAAGAGAAUGAGAAAGCAAUGGACGGGUUGCAAGAUAGAGUUAAUCUGCUGAAAAGAUUAUCAGGUGAUAUACAUGAGGAAGUGGAGACACAUAAUAGGAUGCUGGACAGAAUGGGUAAUGAUAUGGAUUCUUCAAGGGGAGUUUUAGCUGGAACAAUGGAUAAAUUUAAGAUGGUAUUCGAGACCAAAUCAAGCCGAAGAAUGUUUACACUUGUAGCCUCAUUUGUGGUCCUCUUUUUGGUUGUAUACUAUCUCACUAGGUAAUUAGCAUUGUGAACUAGAAUAUGUAGUGGUUUUGUGUGCAGAAAGAAAUGCUGUUUUUACUCAAAAUUCUGCUGCCAAUUGCUCAAUGUAAGAAUCUUGUGACUUGUGGGUCUGUGUAAAAGAUGUUUUUGGUGCAACAGAUGCUUUUCAGUGUCAAAUGGAAUAUGAGUGCUAUGCAGUUAAACA